This is a messenger RNA of Anneissia japonica, 2977 nucleotides long. RefSeq names its product probable tubulin polyglutamylase TTLL2. The coding region runs from base 200 to 2374 and encodes 724 amino acids. The transcript has 2 exons. Gene Ontology annotation, biological process: protein polyglutamylation; microtubule cytoskeleton organization. NCBI's taxonomy places the organism in Eukaryota, Metazoa, Echinodermata, Crinoidea, Comatulida, Comatulidae. The record is from RefSeq and is a predicted model, not a curated record. Gene Ontology annotation, molecular function: tubulin-glutamic acid ligase activity; tubulin binding. Gene Ontology annotation, cellular component: cilium.
CAGACAUUCAUCUCCUUGACAACUUCGAGUUCAUGUACAAUGUGGUUUGUUUUGAUCUGUAGCUUUAGCUGAUAGAAGGACAACAAAUCAUGAUAAAAUUAAUAAUAUUUUGUAAAAUCGAUGAGGGUAAAUAGUCUUCUGUUUUUAGACAAUGAACCUCAAAAAUGUAACAUUUAGUUGACCAACAUCUGAGGCAAAGAUGUCUGCUCUGAGUCUAAAAGCAGCUAGCCCAACAAAUCUUAAACCUUUCAUCUUCCGUCUCAAUGAUAAUGGAUGUGGACCAGAAGUUGUUCAGAAUAUCUUUUUAGACAAAGGAUGGGAAGAGUUUGACGAGGAAAAACACAAAAAUUAUGAAUGGAACAUUUGGUGGAGGACAAGUCGUUUCCGUCUAUCCGAUUAUCAUGAUAUAUAUCCUUGGCAACGGCUCAACCAUUUCCCGAAGACAACAGGGAUCACCAAGAAGGACACUCUUGCACGUAAUAUGAAGCGAAUGAGAGGUGUUUAUGGUCCGUCUGUAUUUAACUUCACCCCACUCGGCUUUAUUUUACCCAAUGAUUAUACAAAAUUUGUCGCAGAGUAUUCCAAAUUGCGACAGUCAGAUAACAAUGCUGAAAAAUACUGGAUUUGCAAACCUGCAGAUUUAUCUCGUGGCCGUGGUAUCUUCUUGUUCAAAGAUCUGUCAGAAUUAGCUUAUGACUGUUCAGCUGUCGUUCAACGAUAUAUAUCAAACCCGCUUCUCAUUGGUGGAUACAAAUUUGACCUGCGAGUGUAUGUGGUGGUGUUAAGCUUCCAUCCACUUGUGAUUUAUAUCUACGAUGAAGGAAUUGUGCGUUUCAGUACAGAAAAAUUUGAUUUGUCAUCCAUCAACAAUCAGUUCUCUCAUCUUACUAAUACCAGUAUUAAUAAACUUGGCCCUUCAUACAUGAUGGAUAAAGAACGUAUUGGCCCAGGCUGUAAAUGGAGCUUUGCAACCCUGCGAAACUACUUCCAUCAGCAAAAUAUUGAGUGUACUGUUCUCUGGCAACGCAUUUCAAAUAUCAUCAUAUAUACAAUGCUUGCUCAAGCACCAAGUGUACCAAAGGUGUCAAAUUGUUUUGAACUCUUUGGUUUUGACAUUCUUAUUGACAACACGCUUAAGCCGUGGCUUCUAGAGGUGAACUUCAGUCCAGCUCUUGGAUUAGAUUGUUCAACCGAUCAUAUUGUUAAGUGCGCCCUCUUAAGUGACAUCAUCGAUAUGCUGUCGUUCAGCGAUGCAGAACGAGAACGAGAGAAUGUAAUGUUCAACACUAAGCUUAAACAAAACAAUAGCGAAAUCCAGCGCAACUUUAGCCCACGUAAAUGUCAAACUCUGUGCAAACGACCUUCCAUUUCUAUGACAAAUUGUAAAAUGUCAUCCAAGAGUAGUACUACAACACAAUUAAAAUCCCCAAGGAGGAGUCAGGAAUCAAAUGGUGAAGAAAAACUACAAAGAGAAACGUCUGACAUGAAAGCAAGUCAGUCGCCUCAAACUCAUACAAAUUCAUUACGUUCCACAAAGCUAAAGACACUGUGUGAGAAAGGAAGUUCAAAUGUUCAGCCACAUAAUGAAUCUAAUGCAUCGGAGAACAGUUCAACUAAUUCACAGAGCAAUGAUUUUACUAAUUCAGGUCAGCUGAUAACUGAGAAGGCAGGUCAUCGAGUGUGUCAAUCCAGCUCGAAUUUGACAGAUGGAAAUUUGACCCAGCACAGCCACUCGCAGUCCACAGCUGGUGAUGCAAAAGCACGAACCAGGAAAAAUGUGAGCUCUGUUGUUAGAAAAAUGCCAUGGGCAGGUAAAUCACCAAAACAACCAAGAAAAUCUUGUGCAAAAGCAUCAUCAGGCAAUGGGGAGAAGGGCAUUAAAACAAAGCAGAUCCAUAAUUCAAAUAGUACCGGGUCAUUGCUGAAAACUACAAGUAAUGUUAAACAAGAGACGACUUCUGGUACAUUCCAAAAAACAUCAAAGAACAGCCCUUACGCAAGUGUGCGUAAGCCAGAAGUAAUGCUAAAUACUAAAACAGAUUUGAUGGACUUCAAAUAUAACACAACUCAUAAAAUUAAGAACGUAUUGAAACCGUCUGCAAAGGUUGGCGAUUUCAACUUGAUUUUCCCAUUCAACGAGGCCACAAAGUCUGCAAGCUCGCCAAAUCUUGAUAUUCGAACAAUCAUUCGUGAGACGCAAAAAAAGCUGCGACGAACUAUGUGCUAUGGGCCUGUACAUCAGCGUCGUAUUGUACGCAGAUCAACACAGAUGAUCAAUACAUUUGCGGGAUCAAACACUCGCAAGGAACAAGUUAUUCAGCAGCUCCCUAAUUUGAAUAUGACCUAUAGGGAUCAAACUGUUGUCACUUCUUGAAUUAAAAAUUAACAAUUCAUAUUACUGUAUCUGUGAAGCAUGGAUUUGUUGACCAUGUAAUAAGGAGCUUUGAAACAAAGUGAUCAUAUGACACACUCAGCUAUUUUAAUCAUCCUGCUUUCCCUGCACAACUGGUGGUGGCGCCAAUGCAGGCUUCAAGGAAAGUCCAUUACUCCCUUAGGAGGAAAAUACAAUUCGUCAGGGAGAAAAUAAAUUCUAUGUAAAUUUUCCGAAUGUGAGACUAAUAAAAUUGAUCAAAUAAGCCUGUCAAGUCCCUAAAUUGUAUUCAGCCUUUGGCCCCCUGUCAAGGACAGAGGACCCUCUGGUAGGCAAAUCCUGGUGUCACCACUACGCACAACAGAUUUGACACCAUGUCUCUAUAUGACAUCAUUGCUUUGAAAGUUGUUGCCUAAUAAUAAAUAGGAUUUAUAUAGCGCACAUAUUCACUUUGAAAAUGCUCAAGAUACUAGAGACAGUUUAAACAAAUUAUGAAACCAGAUAAAAAUAUUUUAUCAGUUUAAAAAAAGAUAGAUGCUAUGUUCUCACACGGCAGCUAACGGUUAGCAGGAUCCAGAUCCUGCUAACCGUUAGUUGCCGUGCUAG